This is a messenger RNA of Amphimedon queenslandica, 450 nucleotides long. Its product is annotated as CSC1-like protein 2. Lineage: Eukaryota; Metazoa; Porifera; Demospongiae; Haplosclerida; Niphatidae. The annotation marks the transcript as partial. The record is from RefSeq and is a predicted model, not a curated record. Gene Ontology annotation, molecular function: calcium-activated cation channel activity. The transcript has 3 exons. Gene Ontology annotation, cellular component: plasma membrane.
UAUGAUUUCAAGUUUGGCUCUAAAUAUGCUUCUAACCUCGUCAUAUUCACAAUGGCGUCGGCAUUAAGUCUGACCACACCUCUCGUCGUACCAUUUGGAGCUUUGUUUUUUGGCAUCAAGUACCUGAUUGACAAGUAUAACCUGUUGUAUGGGUAUAAACCAGUUUAUGUGAGUGGACGACAGUACCUUCACAAGUCGGCCAUGAAGCUGGUGAUGGUGGGCGUGGUCUUUGUUCAAUUUGUGACUCUCUUUUAUUCAGUUGUAAGAGAAGGUUCCGUAUCUGCUAGAUCAAUAGUUCUUUUAGUGCUACUGAUAGUCACUGGUUUACUGUUAUUUGGACUGUUGGUUCUUGGAUGGUUCUCUUAUCUUUUACCAAAAAUAAGAAUUAAAAUGGGACAGGAAUACUCUAUAUUUGGUUUGAACGAAGAGGAGGAAGACAGAAUAGUGGAG